Vanessa atalanta (red admiral) is the source of this 5819-nucleotide messenger RNA. Its product is annotated as protein piccolo-like. Lineage: Eukaryota; Metazoa; Arthropoda; Insecta; Lepidoptera; Nymphalidae. The record is from RefSeq and is a predicted model, not a curated record. The transcript is spliced from 9 exons. Bases 361 to 2481 code for a protein of 706 amino acids.
AAAAGAGGGUGGCGCAUGCGCGUUAGCCCGACGCCAUCUCUAAACUACUGUGCAUAAUACUUGUUGAAAGAUUUCGAUGAUUUAAGUGAAUUUGGUGUGUGCUAAUUCGUGAUAAAAGCGUUAACCAUGGAAUUACUUUGUCGUGAGUGAGGUCAAGUGUCUGUACACAACGUUUGAUGACUGUACUAUUCCAAUCAGUGUCGUCGGCGGAGUCUUGAUCUUGCGGAAGUUUCUUAGCUAUAGCAACGCAUAUUUUUUGCGGCUAUCUCUGCCGCGCUCGCUACACACCAAUUUCAUGAUCCUUUAUCGCCAGUUUUACUAGUGCUUAAACACGGUGAAGAAAGUGAGUCUUAAGUUGAUAUGAACUCUGCUUUAAAACCAGUGCUGCCCCAACCGGGGGUACCUCAACCAGGCGGCCAGGCGAGUCCCGCGAAAGGCAACGUAGCGAGCGCAAACCACGCCGUAGGACUGCCGCAGGGUGCUCAAAACUCUCUUCAUCACGGCUCCAACAACCUGGUUGGUCAGAACCUGAUCCACCACGCCCCCACGCCUCAGUUGCCAACACACGCGGUGCCGUCCAUGGCUCCUGUGUCCGCCAACAUGGCCCAAAUGGCACAAAACAUGAGCCACCACGGAAACCUGUCUCACGUCACACAAAACUCUAUUACACCGGCAAACAUAGCUGCCAGCCCAAGUAAAAGUGCAAGCACUAGUGCUCCCCUCAGUUUAGUGCAAGACAAAGCAAAUGCAUCGCAACCCCUAGCUUUAACUAGAACACCUGAGAAAAAAGAACCAGAUUCAACCGGUCAUGCCAAUGGGACGAUAGAGUCCCCAAAAUCGGCGUCAAAUGCACCAUCUACACUGAAACCACAAAAUCCUGAACCAAAACAAGACAAGCAAGAUAUUGCUAAAACAUCACCAAGUACACCUAAACCACCUGAAAAAGCAGCUAGUGCUCCUAGCACACCUCAAAAACCUGAGACAUCCAAUCCUGUCAGUCAGGCAGAUGGCCCAGCACAACCUAAAGUAGCUACAGCUAAUGAACCCCCAGAAAAAUCACCUUCAAAACCAACAGAGCUUAAGCCAGCACCUGCUGCAGACGUAGCACCCACGCAGAGUGAUAGUAAGCCUGUUCCUGAAUCAGCUAAUGAGAAUCAGAGUCAAGAGAAACCAUCUCCUCCACAGAAAGAAUCAAUGGAAUGUGUAAAACCAGAAACUGCUAAGGAAGAGAAGAAAGACGAAGUCAUAGAAAAACCAGCAAAAAUACCAGAAGAGAAAAUAGAAGAAAAACCAGAGCCACCUAAGCAGGAAGAGCCUGAAAAACAGCAGAAAGAUGAAAAAAUUGAGGAAAAGAAGUCUGAGGUUAAAAUACUACCUAAAACUGAGGUUAAGGUUGCACCAAAAUCCACACUAAAGUUGGCUACAGUGACCCCCCCAAUGAGAAAGCGGAGACAGGUGUCCGAAAAAGUGGAUGGCCCGACACCACCUAAAAAGGCAACUGAGGGUGAUAACACACCAGAUACAAGAACUAAAAGGAAUCGGACAAAGGUACAAUUAUACCAAUCUCCAACACCAGAGAUAGCUAUGGCGACCAAGUUAUCGGCUUCGGCGGGACGAUCUACACCGACCAAGCCGAACGAUGACAAACUUAUCGUGUUUUAUAAGAACGAAUAUUUAGCCGUUCGUAAUGCGGAGGGUGGUUUCUACGUUUGCCAAACCGUGCAAAACGUUUACCGGACGACACGAAAAAUCAAAAUACGCUGGCUCUCUCAGGACAAGUCAGAUGCAACGGGAGAAACGUACAAGCCCGAUUUCUAUGACGUCACAGACAUGGAGUGCGUGCUGACGACGCUGUCGAUGCAGCGCGAGGGCGGCGGCGCCCAGCGGCUGCGCGCCGGCGAGCGCGCGCGCGCCGCCUCCAUCCUGCAGCGCGCGCUGCGCGCCGAGCAGAGCGGGGCCAACUGCCUGCAGCUCACCGAGGAGCACCCCGACGGACUGGACCUCUCGCUGUAUACUGACGAGUCGCAGCUAGAGAAGAAAUCGCGCAAACGCAAUAGCUCCAAGAGUUCUCCGCGUACACCGGACGACGCUACCGAGACUGCGAAUGAUGAGGCGACGCCUAGCAAAAAAGCGCGAACGACGCCAAAACGCAGUCCGAAAAGCGUCCGUAAAUCCAAAUCAACACCAAAAACUCAAAAACGAAAAUCGUCAGGUAGUACGCCCACUGUGGCGACCUCUAGCAAGGUAGGCAUAGUACGACGGAUAUAUAGAAAUACGGCAACGGCGUUGACGGAAAAAGCAAAAGCGAAAACGCCGACAAAACGAACGCCCGUAAAAUCAACGAAAGUUGAAACUCCAAUCUCUACGCCGAGAAAGGGUCGACGUGCUGCAAAAGAAAACAAACCAUCUCCCGUAGUGCCAACGCCCUCAACGUCGACGGGAAAGACGGGUCGCACCCGACGUCCGCCGGUAAAGAAAUAACAUAACACGAUAUUGUACGUUAAUAUUACGAGAACGACGAACAGGGAGCGAUUUGCACGAGUAAUCAUAAAUGGAAGCUAACACUAGGUGAGCUAAUAGUUAUUUGAGGGUCUUUUAACACUUAUCAGCGAUCACAUGUUUUAAUAUAAAUUAGAAAUAGUCUGUGGUGCCAUUUUGUAAGAAUAAACUCGAAACCUUGAUCGUGGAAUGUCAGACAGUGAAAGCGACAUUGACCAUAAAAAUAACAACAAUUAAAGGAUACAUGUAUGAAAAUACUGUAUCGUUAGUCGGUUUUCAACAUUUCGCGAGUGUGUUAUAAGGUGUUUUUAUAGAAUAGCAUUGCUGAUCUUAAAAAGUAAAAUAUGUAGAUGUUCGAAUUAUUAUUAGUGGCAUUGAGCUAAUUCUUUGUAAAAAAUUUUUCAGUAUCAAAUUGAUUUGAGAUAUGUACAUUACAUUUUUAUAAGAGAUACUUAUAUAUAAACAAAAUUAUACAUGUGUUCAAUAAAAAAGAUAAGAUGAAAAAUUUCAGUUAUCUUUAGCGGUAAGUGUAAGAGAGACCUUUAGUCCAUUGUGAUUGUGUAGUUUAAUUGAUAGUUCACAGUUCUAUUUUUGUUAGAAGAAUAAACAUUUGAAAAACAUUUGUUAUAAAAAGUAUGUAUUUAAUUUAAAAAAAUAAAAUCCGCUCCUUGGUUUAUAGUAGAAAAUAUAAUAUAAAUUUAAUUGUUAAAUCACAAAGUAUUUAUUAAAUAGCACAUUUCUUAGAUUAACAUCCCAUAAUUGUGGUUAAGUGAAAUUCGCUCAGGAUGAAUUUCAUUUAAUUUUGGUAGACAUUAUUUUAGAACAAGACUUCUCUCAAGAUUUUAAAGACCUUAUUACUGCCAAUGAAUAUUUUUUGAUGAAAUUCGAAUGUUGUACAACAUUUUCGGCCUUAUACAUAACAUUUGUUAAACGCAAUUUAACAAAAAUAUAAUUUGCCUUAUAUGUGUCAAAUUGAAAUACAUAAGACAAACUAUAUUUACGUUAGAAUAAGUUUAAGUAAAAUUUAAAUAUGGCUGUUAGUAAACCCCAUAAUAUAGUUUUCUUAAUAUAUAUCCUUCCAAAUAUUUUAUAUUUAAUAAUGUUUUAUGAAUACCAGUGUGUUCGUGCAAACGUUCUCUGUUCGAUUAUUACGUAUUUAAUGUUCAAAUAUAAAGGCCUUUAGGGGUAAUUAUGGUUCAUGUAUUAUCUACACAAAAAUUGUCUAUACGUUUGUUUUAUGGACAGAUUAAGACAACAUUUCGAAACUGUAUUAAGUUUAUAAGUUACGAAAUAUUUGAUCAUCGUAUAUACUUCGUUUUUAUAUUUUACCCGAAAAUAGUUCUAAUUUAACUUGUUAUAUAAUAAAUAACACGGUAUUUUUGAAAUGUUGUCUCGUUGUUUUAAGUUAUGGAGUAUGUGAUGAAGAUAAAAUAUAUAUUGUAAAUCAGACAAUGUCAGAUUUUGAGGUACAUUUCACAUCUGCUAGCCAAUAUAUAUAUAUUUUAAAUGGAAUAACAGACGAAAUCGCUUCCCUCGCUCGUUUGAACUUAGUACAUUUAGCACUGUCAAAGAAACAAUUUCUACAACAAUUCAAAUACCAUGCAAUUGUUUUAAGUAGCUGCCAUUAGAUUUCUUUAAAUCACUAAUUACAAGAAAAAUGUAUUCAUAUUGACAAACAUGUGUGAUGUUUAAAUUUUAUUAGAAGAUACUAUAUAAGCAUUAUCCAUGUUAACUAUGUAUUUUUUAUUUAUAUAAUAUUUUUUUAAUAGCAGGUAUAAAGCAUAUUUAAAUAGCUGGUAUAUAUAAGACAUUCCUCAAAAUCUGAUAUUAUCUGUUAGUCUAAAAAGAUUUAGCACAUUGCAUGUUUCAAUAUAUAAGAAUAAAAAAUUGUUAAACACGAGUUUGAUUGUCAGAUAUUUUUGUAUAGGUUCCGUACCUGUUUAAAAUUUCUGUAGUGAUAAUUUUAAACUAUUUUUAUGUAAAAAAAAACGUCAAUUGUAUAAAAAUGCAAUUUGUUUUAAAGAUUUCAAAGGUUUAAAGCACGGAACUCCCUAGAUUUUAUUUUUUUGAAUGUUUAUAUCAUAGAAAACAGGUAUGACAUCACAUUUUUUUAGAUUUACCUUUUGACUUGGAUUUGUGACGCGAUGAAUGACUUGGUUUUUAUUACUUAUUUUUUUUCUAACAUAUUAAAAUUAAAUAACAGUCAAAUGUAAAUACUUAAAAAUUAACAAAAAAAUAUCAUAUAAUAUUAUAUGCUGAUUGUUAGGGAGUAACUCUAUUUCGUCGGAGCUAGAAUUGACGGCCGAUUCCGACGCUUUGCGGAACGUUCCGAGCAGCUGCGAUUAAAUUGGGUCACUCCCCAAUUCAGAUUUAAGGAAGUUAUAUAUUUGAGAGGUGUUUUACCUCAGUAAAAGUUAAGCAAUAGAUAUAUAAGUUUGAUUUUUGUAUAAGAUUAAUUCUAAAAUUCUUAACUUUUCUAGAGUAUUCGAUUUUAUUGCGACGGAAAUUAUUGUAUAUUAGUACAAAGUAUCAAAAUUGGUGGAUGUUAAAGCAUGGAAAUAUCACGACGUUGCUUCGGGAGAAUGUUAUUUUGAUAUGAAUUGUGUUUAUUUUUAAUUAGAUUAUAUGAAACGCAUGCGUUCAAUGGAAUGAAAUUCAAAGUUUUCGAUUACCGAUCUGGACCAAUCAUUCUAGUGAUGACUUCGCGGGGAACUGUACAUUUGUAUAUCAAAUGUAUCUCUGCUUAUUGUAAAAAUAAUUCAUUGUGUUGUAGUUAAAUCUAAAUAACGAAAUAGGUAAAUCAGAUUUAUGUCAUAACGUAGCUAAAGCCUACGUGCUAAUGUGAUUCGGUUCGAUAGACAGAGAACAGUUUUGAAUAUCGAAUCGGAAUAUCGGCUAGACCUUACGCACAUUAAAUGUAUUUUUUUAUUUUUGUUACAUCACUAGUGUUCGACAUACGGUUGUUAAAAUUAAUUUGCGACAUACAUUUUGUUAAAUUGUUUUCUGAUGUGGAUGACCCAAUGUUGUUGUAUCGAAGCUCGUGUGAGCGUGUGUGUGUGCAAAUCUUAGGAGAACUAAGUACCUAAAUGUAGGUGGUAUUUUUAAAUAGGUUAAUAUCUAAAGAGGAAAUAAGUUUAGAGUAUAAAUUAUUGCGUGUGCAUUUUCUGUUUGUCGGAGCGAAUGUUGACUGGUCCUCUGGUACAAUAGCGUACAUAUUUUAGCGUUUUAUACAAAUAAAGAUAUCAGUCGAGAGUACUAUUGUAACAGAAAGUCCACAAAUUUUAUGCAAUUCAGAAAUAAAUAUAAAUAAUUUAAGGAAA